Molecule: messenger RNA, 2304 nt
Organism: Plasmodium relictum
Lineage: Eukaryota; Apicomplexa; Aconoidasida; Haemosporida; Plasmodiidae
Product: conserved Plasmodium protein, unknown function
Exons: 1
Coding region: 1-2304 (767 amino acids)
Source: RefSeq, a predicted model, not a curated record
AUGAAAAAUUUUUACUGUUUUUUUUAUUUUUGUAACUUAUUUUUAACUAGCAGAAAGAAAACAUUUUAUAAUUUAAAAAAAAAUAAAAUUAGAAAUAUAGGAAACAUUAAAAUAUACGAUACUAAUGAUAAUUAUAACUAUUUAGAAAAAAUCAGAAAUUCCGAAUAUGAAGAUAUACUUGAUGAAAUAAUUAAUGAAUAUGAAGAAAAAAAAAAAAGAGAGGAAGAUAAUAAUGGAAUAGAUAACAAAAAUAACAAUUUACAAGAAAAUUUAGAUAGCAACAAUGUAAACAAAGAUAAUAAUUCUGAGAAUGGAGAAUCAAAAAAAAGAGAUGAAAUUAAGAGGAUUCAGCAACAAAAGGAGAAUAAUAUUUUAAAUUUAUGCAAUUUAAAUUAUGAUUUAUUAAAUAUUUUAUUAAAAAAAGAACUAGAAAAAAAUAAAAAUGAUGAUGAAGAUAAGCAUUAUAACAAAUUCAGUUUAUUUUUAGAAAUUCAAAACGAUAUCAGAAAUAAAAAAAUGUAUAUUGAUGAUAGUGUUGGUAGAUACUUUUUAAAUAUUGAUAAUAUAUUCGUUAACACUAUUUCCGAACGAGAAUUACAUUUUCUAAAAAAUGAAAUAUAUAAAAAUAUUAUAUACUUGAAAUAUAAGUACUUAAAAAGCUAUAAAAGCACUAUUCAUGAUUUAAAGCAAAUAAAACAAAAUAAGACAGAAGAAAUAAAUAAGCACGUUUCAAUAGUUCAUGAAGAUGAGGAUUCUGAAGAAUUAGUUAAUAAAAAUGAUUAUGCUGAUGAUAAUAGCAAUUACACAAAAUAUAAUGGUAAUGAAUCUAAAAUAAAUAAUGAUAUCACUGGUAAAAAAGAAGAUAAAGAAAAUACUUAUACUAAUAAAAUUUCUUUAAAUGAUUUAAAUAAGGAUCAUAUUCAUUCUAGUAAUUCAGAAUAUAUAAAAAAUAUAGAUGAGAAAUUGUCUAUUGAAAGUCUAAAAGAAAUAAUAGAUGUAAAACAAAGACUCUCAAUACUACAAAAAAAUUUCGAUGAUUUAAAAAAUCUUAAUAUAGCUGACUUUUUAAGUAAAAACAAUUUUUUAAAUGAUUUAAAUGUUCAUAAUUUUAUUUUUUAUAAUUAUAAUUGCCAUUCAUUAGAUAAAACUAUGAAAAACUUUGUUAAAAAAAUACAUAAAGGUGAUAUAUCAAAAAAUAUUAAAAAAAAUGAUAAUGAAAUAAAUUCUAUAAAUAAAAAUGAAAAAAGCAAUUCUUUCUCUAAAGAGGAAGGUAAUGAUAUUCUAAAAGAUGCUGAAAACAAUUAUUCAUAUAUAUGUAUACCCAAAAUGAGCGAUUAUAAUUUUUUUAAAAGUGAAAGUAGAUCAAUCAUUAUUAAUUUAUCAAGUCAAAUUGAUGAUGAAAAGAAGAGUUUUCAAAAAAUUAAUGAAUUAAAUAUUGAUACAGAUAAAGGUAUACUAGUAUUAAGCGGAAAUGAAAAAAAUUUAAAUGUUAGUGUAAGAAAUAUAUGUGAUAAAAUAUCAUAUUUAUCCCAAAGCUUUACUAUAUAUCCACAACUAAAUUAUAAUGAAAAUAUUUCCAAAAACAAAAAAAUUAUUCUUAGGAUACUUAUGUUAAUGCUAUUUUACUUUAAAAUAAAAAAUUUAUAUGUGAUUUGUUUAGAUGAUAAAAGUACAAAAUUUUUUUACGAAUUUAUGAAGAAUAGUGGUAACAAUUUAUUAAUGAAUUUUUGUAAAAACAAGAAAGACGAAUAUUUAUUUGUUGAUUUAGAUAAAAUUAAAUUUUCUCAUGUAUUUAGUAGAAAUUUUGUACCUUUAUUUUCAAUAGAUAAUAUUUUCAAAAACCAUGUAUUUAUGAUGAAUAAAGAAGAAAACAUUUUUGAUAUUAAUUUUUUUAAAAGAUCAUGUUUAUUCAUUUUUUUAAAUGAACAUGGCGAUAAAAAAAAUGUAAUUUCUUCAUCUGUUCAGCAUUUUUUUUACUAUAAAAAAUUUGAUUAUCCUUUUAUAUAUAAUAUUGAUAAAAAAUAUUCAUUAGAAACAUUAAAAAAAUUUAACGAAAUUCUAUUAUAUAUAACAUCGUGGAUAGAUAUAUUUCAUACUAGUGAAAAUGAAAAUAAUUCAAAAAAUAAUGAGGAACUAGAUGAUGAUGAGCAUGAUGAGAAAGAUGAUGAAGAUGAAAAUUCUGAACUAAGUGAUCAGAAUGAUGACGAAAAUGAUGAAGAUAAUUAUGAAAAAGAAGAUGAACGAGAAGGAGAAGGUUAUUUUGGAAAAGAUAUAGACAGAGAUGAAGAAAAUGAAAACUAUUAA